Messenger RNA from Mya arenaria, 1267 nucleotides. RefSeq lists its product as uncharacterized. The transcript is spliced from 5 exons. The record is from RefSeq and is a predicted model, not a curated record. The coding region runs from base 1 to 969 and encodes 322 amino acids. NCBI's taxonomy places the organism in Eukaryota, Metazoa, Mollusca, Bivalvia, Myida, Myidae.
AUGAAGCAAAUACUAGAGCCAUUAACUACAGGAUGUGAAAGUGUUAAGCUUCUCAUCUUCCUUCUGUUAUAUAAGGUUUCACUUCUAAACAAGGUCUCGCUUCUGUUAUACAAGGUCUCACUUCUAAACAAGGUCUCGCUUCUGUUAUUCAAGGUCUCACUUCUAAACAAGGUCUCACUUCUAAACAAGGUCUCGCUUCUGUUAUACAAGGUCUCACUUCUAACCAAGGUCUCGCUUCUGUUAUACAAGGUCUCACUUCUAACCAAGGUCUCGCUUCUGUUAUUCAAGGUCUCACUUCUAAACAAGGUCUCGCUUCUGUUAUACAAGGUCUCGCUUCUGUUAUUCAAGGUCUCACUUCUAAACAAGGUCUCGCUUCUGUUAUACAAGGUCUCACUUCUAACCAAGGUCUCGCUUCUGUUAUUCAAGGUCUCACUUCUAAACAAGGUCUCGCUUCUGUUAUACAAGGUCUCACUUCUAAACAAGGUCUCGCUUCUGUUAUACAAGGUCUCACUUCUAAACAAGGUCUCGCUUCUGUUAUACAAGGUCUCACUUCUAAACAAGGUCUCGCUUCUGUUAUACAAGGUCUCACUUCUAACCAAGGUCUCGCUUCUGUUAUACAAGGUCUCACUUCUAACCAAGGUCUCGCUUCUGUUAUACAAGGUCUCGCUUCUGUUAUUCAAGGUCUCACUUCUAACCAAGGUCUCGCUUCUGUUAUACAAGGUCUCACUUCUAACCAAGGUCUCGCUUCUGUUAUUCAAGGUCUCACUUCUAAACACGGUCUCGCUUCUGUUAUACAAGGUCUCACUUCUAAACAAGGUCUCGCUUCUGUUAUACAAGGUCUCACUUCUAACCAAGGUCUCGCUUCUGUUAUACAAGGUCUCACUUCUAACCAAGGUCUCGCUUCUGUUAUUCAAGGUCUCACUUCUAAACAAGGUCUCGCUUCUGUUAUACAAGGUCUCGCUUUUGUAAUACAAGGUCUCGCUUCUGUUAAACAAGGUCUCGCUUUUGUAAUACAAGGUCUCGCUUCUGUUAAACAAGGUCUCGCUUCUGUUAUACAAGGUCUAGUUUCUACAAUUAUAGAAAGGUCUUGCUUUUGUUAUACAAGGUCUCACUAUAAGGUCUCGCUUCUGUUAAAAUAGGUCUCGCUUCUGAAAGUUCCUAUCGUCUACUGUAACUCUUUCAUGAAUGGUUAUGUGUUUAUAUUUUGUACAUGUUUGUAAAUGGCAAGGAAAAAAGCUGUGGUAUGGGAAUAAAGCUCAUAUAUAUG